This is a messenger RNA of Chara braunii, 3035 nucleotides long. The record is from the annotation of a GenBank genome assembly. Lineage: Eukaryota; Viridiplantae; Streptophyta; Charophyceae; Charales; Characeae.
GGCGAGGGGGAAGGCGAGGGGGAGGAGGGUAGGUACAUAGUAAGAAGGUUGGGGAGGGAGUGUUUUUUUUUUUUUUUUUUUUUUUAAUUGUUUGCGCUUCUUUGGGGUGGUGUUGAAGGAGAACACCACCAACGAAGUUUUUUUUUUGUUGUGUGACCGACCAGAGUUAAUUGUGUCAAGACAAGAUGCCGUCCGACUUCAACGUUUUCCUGAUCAUCAUCUCGGUAAUUGUUACGGUGGCUAUAUUCUUGGUGAACGUGUACGUUCUGGUUAAUUAUCAGCAUCCCGAUGACAAGAAUCAAGCGUACUUACCGAAGAUCGUGGUCGUCCUUGGCUUAUCUCUGGCGCAGCUUUCAAUUCUCAUGCUGCCGCUAGAUGUCGCUAAUCGCAAGGCCUGCACCAAUUCCAUCGUCACUGGUGCUUGCAAUCUCACCCUCCCAAUGAAGGAGCUCUGGUUCUCCGUCUACAUCAUCAACGUCGUCCUUGUCUUUUUCGUCAUCCCUUUCUCUAUGUUCUUCUACGAGUCCGACAUGGACUACACCCCUACUCAGCGCGCCUGGAGCGCCUUGCAAUGGUGUAUUGUCACUGCCAUCGUGAUAGGCUUGGUCUUAGGGAUCUUGUACGGGCUAGUGGGGUUCGUCGACUUCCCUGUGAAGCGAUUAGAAUCGACGGUUAUCCCGUUUCCUCUCUCGGAUCCUAAUAGUUUGUUCGGCGCUCUGAGCGCCGACCGACCGUGCGUUAUGGCUUACAAUGCGUCAGACCCGGCGGCGCACCUGCGCUGCUCCGGGUGGGGAGUCGGGACGAAGCGCGAGAUGUGGUCCUUGAGGACAUCCUUCCCGGUGUACGUGAUUGCCUUGUCGACAAUAGCGGGAUCGAUUCUCUUCUCGAUCUUCGGCGGAGUGGGCAUCAUGUCGUUGCCGUUGGAUUGCAUCUUCGGCUUCCUCCGCAGACCGCAGAGCCUGAUAACGCGGUCGGAGUACGUGAAGAAGGCGACGGACAUCGCCAAGCGGUCGAAGGAGCUGAAUGAGACGGCGCAGGCGCUGCUGAAGGAGGAGAGAUCGGGGAGCAAGGGGAGGAAGUGGAAGAAGAACGUGCGGCUGCUGCAGCAGGAGCUGAUCUACUUAGAGGAAGACGAAGCCGAACUCGCAGAGGUGUACCCGCAGGGAGAGGAGCCUGAGCUCCUCUGGGCUCUCACCGUGCUUGGCUAUCUCGGGAAAUUGCUCUUCGGGAUCGUCGGAUUCAUCAUCUCGUUAAUGUGGAUUGUGCAUAUCAUCGUCUACCUGUUGAUCCGCCCUCCGGCAACGACCUUUCUGAAUCACGUGUUCAUCAAGCUGGAUGAGGUGUUUGGCUUGUUCGGCACGGGAGCGUUCGCGCUCUUCUGCUUCUACUUGUUGCUGGCGGUGAUUUCAGGGGAGAUGAAGGUGGGGCUGACGUUCUUGGUGUUCACGGUGCACCCCAUGAAGUGGGGGGGCACGCUGAUGAGCUCCUUCCUGUUCAACGUGGGCCUGAUUCUCUUGACGUCGAUAAGCGUCAUCCAGUUCUGCUCGACCGCGUUCGCCGUGUACGCGCAGGAGACGGCCAUAGCCGAGAUCUUCGGCCACCAGCUCGAGAAUCUGAGGGGGAUAAAGUAUCUGUUCAGGUACAAGAUCUUCCAGGUCGCCUUCAUCGCGCUGGCCUUCGUCACGUUCCUCUACUACUUGGGGUUCGGUUGGCGAAGACAGGAACGGAGGCGCAGGAUAGUCACUCACGUCUAAUUAGUAUAUACCAAUCAUCACUAUUACUGUAUUAUUAUCAUCAUAAUAAUAACAAUAACAACAUUAACGAGAGUAAUCAAGGUAAUGAGGAGGAGGAGGAGGAGGAGAAGUUGUCAUGGACGGACACUCGCAGACGAUAUCUGGGGGAUUCGGUUGACGUCAACGGGAGAUUAAUCGGAGGAUAGGAACCCGUCGUGCCUUGAGAAAAAGAGAGACAAAGAAAAGGAAUGUGACGUGAAAUGAAGGAUGACGACGAGGAGGAAGAGGAUGGGGGGGGGGAGGAGGAGGAGGAGGAGGAGGAGGAGGAGGAGGAGAGAAUCAGGUUGAAGCCGAAGAGGGGAACGAAAUCACGAUUAGUUGUAGGAGGAAACCAGGUACAGGAGGAAGAGGAGGAGGUGUUACCUAGACAACGAAUUCCCGGCAUGGACGCCAGAUUCCAUCUGUGUCUCAGUAACACCUCCUCCUCUUACUCCUCGUCCUCCUCCUCCUCCUUCGGCGCUCCCCGUAAAUUCAUUGCCGUGCUGAUCGACACAGUGCUUCGUCGUCCUCCUGAUCAUUUGUCUAUCCUUUGCUUUUUUCGUUUUUUUUUUUUUUUUUUUUUUUUGUGGUUCUCCUUAUUUCCUUCUCUCCUUCCUCCUGGUCCUCCUCCCGACUUUCCGUCGGGGUCUGUGUGUGGUGUGUCGCGACCACCACCCUAGUUAUUUUCUCUCUUCUCCCUCCCCCGUCUUCUCCAUCGAUCGACGUCCUUGUUGAUUUUGAAGCGGGAAGUAGUUCUCUCGCGCCGUGUGUUCUGCAUCUCGACGAGUACGGAGGAGCGGGCUAUACUACAUCGGUGGAUGAUAAUCCGUGGAUAAUCAUCCGAAAUGCAUUAAGGAUGGACCAGUGGGGCGAGACGGGAGAGGUUGGGAUGGGCAGGGAAGAGCGCAACGGAGCAUUUAUAUGUCACAGCCCCUCGUUUGUUGUCCUCUUCUCUCUCUGUGCCUACGGUUUCACCGGGCAGUUCUGUUUGUGACGAUAUAUAUACAUCUAUAUGUACAUCUAUAUGUCUAUAUACAUAUCUAUGUGUACGUAUAUAUAUACAGGGUUCAGCCUCCUGAUGAGUAGGUAGGUGAAACUCCGACGAAACAGUUUGUCACAGCCCCUCCCUCGUUUGUUGUCCUCUUCUCCCUUCCUCUCUCCCUCCCUCUCUGCCUACUACGGUUUACCGGGCAGCAGUUCUGUUUGACGAUAUAUAUGUAUAUUUAUACACACAUUUUUAUGUACUUAUGCAGUCAGAAGAUU